This is a messenger RNA of Drosophila grimshawi, 1365 nucleotides long. Its product is annotated as putative gustatory receptor 98b. Bases 1 to 1284 code for a protein of 427 amino acids. The transcript is spliced from 5 exons. Gene Ontology annotation, cellular component: neuronal cell body; axon; membrane. Gene Ontology annotation, biological process: sensory perception of taste. Lineage: Eukaryota; Metazoa; Arthropoda; Insecta; Diptera; Drosophilidae. The record is from RefSeq and is a predicted model, not a curated record. Gene Ontology annotation, molecular function: sweet taste receptor activity.
AUGCACUGCCGCGCGGACGUUCGCCUAAGUGAAAUUCUAACGGGCUGGCGGGCCAGUAGUCAGUGGACGACGUUGCUGGUGCCUGCCAUGGAGGGUCAACUGCUGGCAACAGCGCGUCCUUAUUUGCAGCUCUUCUCGCUGUUCACGCUAAUGCCACCGCCCAGCAUUUACGAGCGAAAUUCCGACCAUCGCCGGAGGCAACUAUUGAUAUUUGUUUUUGGCUGCUAUACUUGCUGUGUCCUUCUGCUGGGACUAUAUGUGUCCUAUGUAAACACGACUAUGCUCAACGCGGAAAUUCUACUUUUGGCAGUCGGUGAUUUCACGAGCAAUAUGGGCCUGCUGCAAAUAGUCUUGUACACGAUCCUGCCGGCCAUCACACAUGUCUGCAUACUGAUACAUUUUGGUAGACUGGCUCGCAUUUAUGUGGAAAUAACAGCUUUGGAGCUGGAUAUUGAUGCUGCAUCCCAAUACUUUGGUGGUCAGCGGCAGCGUUACUACUUGCAAAAACAUUUGGCAAUCGUUGUCGGCUUGUGGCUGAUUUUUCUAUUUCUAGCUCUUCCUCGCACAACCAUGUCCCAACUGGGAAUGAAAUGGCGUGACAACAUUCUCACCGAGCUCAUAAUGCUGGUGAUGCAGCUGAAAAGUGUGGAGUAUACAUUAUUUGUACUUCUGGUACGGGAACUACUGCUACGUCUGCGCCACUCGCUCAUCCAGCUGAAGCAGGAGCUAACCGUCUGCGAGGGGCGUGCUCUGCUCCAGGCACUGUGUGCCGCACUGCGACGCAAUAAGCAGCUAAUGUCGCGCAUUUGGAGGCUUGUGGGCGAACUGGAGGUAUACUUUAUGUUGCCAAUGAUGCUGCUGUUUCUGUAUAACUGCUUUAGCAUGCUGCACAUCGUCAAUUGGGUGUAUAUUCAAUCGCUCAAUCCCAACGAUUGCAGUAAUUGUCGUUUUUGGCGUGUUGGACACUUAACAGUUCUGCUAAUUAAUCUUCUGUUGCCAUGCUGGAUCAGCCAAAACUGCAUAAGCACAUACAACAGCUUCAAGCGUAUUAUUCACAGCAUUCGCUGCGGCUUUUAUCCGCAACUGCUCAAAAAUGCUCUUCGAGAAUAUUCAUUGCAGUUUGAACAUUUAAAGUUGCGGUUCACUUGCGGCGGUUUCUUUGAUAUUAAUCUAAGUUGCUUUGGCAGUAUGGUGGUUACUAUGGCCAGUUUUACCAUUAUUCUAAUACAGUUCAAGAUGCAGGGCUUUCUCUCAACAAGCAAAAGCAAAGCAGGGCAACAAUGAUAAAAGCACAACGAAAGCUUACUGGAAGCUCCGCAGAAGUUAACAGACGCCAAUUGGCGCCAAAUGUUAAAGAUACAUAUU